Eriocheir sinensis (Chinese mitten crab) is the source of this 2807-nucleotide messenger RNA. Its product is annotated as UPF0687 protein C20orf27 homolog. The coding region runs from base 204 to 716 and encodes 170 amino acids. The transcript is spliced from 7 exons. Lineage: Eukaryota; Metazoa; Arthropoda; Malacostraca; Decapoda; Varunidae. The record is from RefSeq and is a predicted model, not a curated record.
GGGGGUUGCUACGCAGGUGGCCUUCACUGCCAUUCAAGUAGUUUCCUCGGACACGGACAGUUGAGCUCAAGGCGACUUACACACCACACCCUCGACACGUCUGUGAAGGAAUCCCUGUGUGUCUGCCGAGAGAGUAACUCCUUUUACGGCUUACUCUACGACCAAACGGCAGUGAGUGACUGAACUGAAUUUUGUGGGGCACCAUGGGGGAACAAGGCCCAGGAGAUGAUCUGGAUGGCUGCUGUGGUGGCCAGGAAAUAGGUCACCACCAUGUCCACUUCUCCGAGGACACAGACAAGAUGGGUAAUACAGCCAUAGUCAUCAAGGAGAAGGAGAAGGGAUGCAAGUAUGAAGCUCAUGUUGGCUUUCUUCAGAUUCGUCACUGGUACCACAUCACUCUUAAUGUCCCUGUGAAGGAUGCCAGUGAAGGGUAUACCAUUGGAGAGGGUCAUGGAGUGUACUGCCGAGCUGAAAGCAUAAAAGCUCUGGAGGAUGGCAGUCUGGAGGUGCUGGUUAACAUGUUGGCUCACAAGGAGAAGCUGCUGAAGGAGUCAGUGAUCCUACUGAAGCCAUCUGGAGGGCAUCUGAAGGUCACCAUGUUUGCCAGAGUCUUAGGAAAACAGAAGGGGACCCCAAUGUUGAGAAAUGGCAUCAAGAGUUAUAAGGUGGAACGUGACGAGGAGUCGGAAGCAUCAGACUGGCAAGGCUUUACAUAACCAGGAAAACAUCUAAGGUCUCCAGUAGCUUCAUCUCAGGCUUUUACGUAAACUUACUCACAGUGCCCCUGAAAAUGCUGUUUCUGCUCAUCUACACUCACAUCUUGUAUCCAGUCACUGGAGAGAGUUUUAGUGUUUUACUAUUUAAAUAUGUAAUAGAUGUGUACAUAUGGUUAGAAUCACAAUAUCUGAGCCAUAUUUUACCUAUCUAUGACAAUACCUAGAAAGGCUUGCAAGAUAUUUUCACACUAACUAGUGUUCUCUAUUAAUCAUAUAUUCUGUAUCUGACAGUCACUGAAUAUGGUACUAGUAGCUGUACGCUCCACUUUAAGGGACUAGUCUGGAAAGUUACUAAAUUACAGUAUUAAAAAUCUUGACUUUUGUCUUAUCAGAUUAGUAAAACAUAUUAUGUGCAGUCAUGACUUUCAUUAAGUUUUAUAAGUAAGUAGCACUUAAGAUAUCUAGACAUUCUGUGUGUAACUGCAGUAAUCACAAAUCAACAUCCUUCCAGAGUAAAUGUAACUAGCUGGUACCUUAAGUUAAUACCUUAGUUGUCGAUGACCAAUAUGCAAGGAAUUCUUGUUAUUUGCAAAGUGGUAAGGAGCAAUGCAUUUUUGCAAGGGUUGAUAAUAUAGCAAAUCCAGUUAAAGAAUGAUGUCUUGCAGCCCAUUAAGAUCAGAGACAAAUAAUUACUUUCAAGAUAAAAGAUAGCGGAACUCAGAUUUAUUCACGAGGCCAGAUAACAACCCUAUGCACGUAAGAAGUGAUGAAUAGGGUGAAUAUAGCUGACUUGGUAAGCACCUGACUGUGAAGUAGAAAGUACUUGGAAGUGGGUGUAACAUAGUAUUGGGGACACACAUGGUCACCACCCAGGAACUCUACUGCUUGCUUAACCCUUUCCAUCCGUGACGCAGACAUCAGCGUCGCAGUAUGGAUAGGGUCAAGAGGAAAUGGAAGAGGAUUAAUCCUCUUCUAAACUUCUCAAUACUCCUAUAAGUUUCUCUUAAUCCUCUUCCAUUUCCUCUUGAGAGGUUUAGAAGAGGAAAUGGAAGAGGAUUAAGAGGUUUAGAAGAGGACAAACAGUGACGCUGUUGGACGCCCGUCGGAUGCCGAUGUCAGCGUCGCUGGAGUGAAGGGGUUAAGAAAGUAUUUUUGAUACCUUGCAUGCAAAUAACAAGGUCUCUUUGUAUCCUUUGAACAGGGCAAGAUAAGAAACACAGUUUGAAAGAGGAUUGUGUCAGUAACCCUUGAUGGCAUGUGGUGUCUCACCUUUAUCUUAUUGAUCAAGGCAUAGUGUGCCAUACAUUUCCAUUGUCUUUAGGGCCUGUAGGUUUUAAGUGUUGAUGUAGUUUUAUGGGUGUAUUUCUAAAGGGUCGUUCACACAUUCACGAGCGUGGCACCAGCCAAGUUGGUAUUUAUAACACAGUCGUCAUCCUGCAACAUAAUCAUAGACUCAUAGCAGUGUCAUGCAUAUAAGAACAUAAGGAGUCUGCAAGAGGCCAGUUGGUCUAUACAAGGCAGCUCCUGUAAGCUUAACCCUGCCUAACCUCACCAUCCAUGAAUUUAUCCAACAUCAUCUUGAAUGUAUCUAUGGUAUUGGCACCCACAACAUGACUGCCAAGUCUGUUUCACUAAUCCACCACUUUAUGUAUGAGGUCGACCAAAAUUUCCAACAUGUUUGAAAUGUAGGCACAAGUUUUACAUGACUUUUGGAUGCAGUUGUAGCAUACUUUUACUGAUUAUUGUCAACUUGCAACAACUUACUGCAUACUUGGCCAUGUUUGUUGAGCCCCACAACUCAGCUAGGCUUGGCACCACGCUCAUGAAUGUUUGAAUGGGGCUUAAUUCCAUCAAAUUUUGUAGUGUUACUUUAUUCACAUAUUUUUAACCGUAUUACCAAGCCAAAAUUUGAUCAAGGACAGUCAGUAUUGAGCAAUCAUCAGAUGAAGAAAGCUGUGCUCAAGUUGAUAAAAGAUAUUACAUAGUUAUUUAUUAAUGACAUGAACAUCUUACUAGAAGUGGAACUGAAUCUGCAAAAAUUAAUGGUAUGAGUAAUAGUACAACAAAGCAAAAUAAAUGUACUUAAGUUUU